Cotesia congregata is the source of this 369-nucleotide messenger RNA. The record is from the annotation of a GenBank genome assembly. Lineage: Eukaryota; Metazoa; Arthropoda; Insecta; Hymenoptera; Braconidae.
AUGGAGUCAACUCAAACUCCACUAUCUAAAUUGGAACCUGAACAAAACACCACAAAAUCCAACUUGAAAAAGCAAGAACUGCAAUCAAGAGCAACUCUAGGAUAUUUUACAAUAACAACUUAUCAGUCGAAGCUAAACUUAUAUUUGCUAAUAAGACCUCUUAUUACAUAUGCAGCCCCGACGCUGUGGAAUAUGGGCCCCACAGUGAUGGAAAAAUAUCGUAGACUAGAGAGAUCUGCGCUCAGAUCAUGCAUCCGAAAAUAUAGAAAAGCUGAAACAAACUACCGAGAAAGAAUCAGCAAUGCGAACAUCUACAACAUGGCUAAUUUAACCAGCUUUUCUGAUUUUUUUGCUUAUAGAAGACAAUAA